AUGCAAGCCAGUGCUGCAGUGCACGUCCCCAUUGAAGGCUUCUGUCCAAUCAGCGUACGGCUAAACCUGCAGCUUUUGAAGAGGAAAAAAAAAUAUCGCAUCAUUCCUGACCGGCACGACCCCAGCAGGGCCGGCGGGCAGGUACCUGGUACCUCAUCCGACCGAAGGCGACGUCAAUGGAUGAGGCGAGAACCUUGAAUCACUCACACAGCCGUGAAGCCGCAAAAACUUUUCAGUGUUUGAUUUCCUAGCCUCUAGCCUGCCUGCCCCGCGGUGAAAGCCAGUUCCAGGUCCCACUCAAAGCGCACCCUGCUGCUACUGUUUCUCUUCCAACGACAAUCUCACCUGCAUCCAUCCAUCUGGCCCCCCAUUUACACGCCUCGCCAUGACUCCCCUGUGAUGACCUCCCGUCUUCCUCUCUUCUCUUCUUCUUUUCUGUCAUCUCUUCCUGUCUGCAGUAGACUCUCUCCGCUCUUGGUGGCACUCUAUUCACUGUAGGCUUCCUUUCAGCGAGCCUAACCGCCUACCCUCGGCAUUCUUUGUUGAACAAGCCCCCAGAUCCUGGCAUCAAAACUUCUUCGGGCAACACGAGGACCCUUGAAGGCUUUGGAGAGUUUGACCCUUCAGAAGCUUAUCAUUUGCCGGUCCUCUGCCAGCAUAACCACAUUUGCAAAAGACUUUUACACCGCCCAUUGUCUUCUGCUUCUCUCCGGCAGCGAUCAGUCGUCAUCAUCGACUUGCACCUGCAGCUGCCGAAAAACUUCGCUUCCCUGCCGGUCAUCGGAUCCGUUCGGUUGUCGAGCUUUUUGUCUUGUACCUCCCGCCGCUAAACCGCUUUCUUGGCCCCUCCCACAUCUCGCCAACUCCCAACUUUUCGUUGUCGGCCGUCUCCCGACACCGGUCACUCGUCGGCGAUUUCGUCGGAUCACGCCGCUCCCCUUAUACAAGCCAAUUGAGCCGUCAUCAUGGUCCGCAACAUCGUGGUUCUCGGCGGAAACUCGCACCCGGCCCUGGUCGACAGCGUCUGUAAUGCGCUCAGCUUGCCACCAUGCAACCGCAUCCUGACCAAGUUCUCUUCGGGAGAAAGCCGCUGCGAGAUCCAGGACUCGGUUCGAGGCAAGGAUGUGUACAUCAUUCAGACGGGCUUCGGGGGCAACGGCAGCAGGCUCAAUGAUCAUUUCAUGGAUCUGUGCAUCAUGAUCUCUGCCUGCAAGACAGGUUCGGCGCGUAGGGUCACGGCUGUCCUGCCCUUGUUUCCCUACUCGAGGCAGCCAGAUCUCCCAUACAACAAGGCCGGUGCGCCUCUGUUCAAGGCUGGGUCGGAGAGCGGAAAGAAGGACUAUACCUUCGACAGUGUCCCCGCUACGCCAGCCCCCGGUAUUCCAAAGACUGCCGGUCUCACCAAUGGCACUGAUAUCACGAGCAAACUGCUCAAGACCUCCUUGACCAACGGGAACGGUGUCCAGUCCCCCAUCAAACAAAACGGCGAUGGCUAUUUCCCUGCGAAUGGAGUCAACGGCACCACCACCCCAAGCCCCGUCACACGGACUGGGGCCUACACGACGCACGAUUAUGAGAACCUCUCGCACAUCGGCGCAUUCCAAGCGAAGCCUGGCUAUAAGCAGUGGGUUGCGCAGGCUGGCACGUUGGUCGCGAACCUCUUGAACUGUGCUGGUGCUGAUCAUGUCAUCACCAUGGAUUUGCACGACCCUCAAGUGCAGGGAUUCUUUGACGUGCCUGUCGACAACUUGUACGGAAGGCCUCUCCUCAAGCGGUACAUCCAGCAGCACAUCCCCAACUACAAGGAUGCCGUGAUCAUUUCCCCCGACGCAGGCGGCGCGAAGCGCGCAACAGCGAUUGCUGACAGCAUGGGCGUUGAUUUCGCCCUCAUCCACAAGGAACGCCGCCCUACUAAGAUCACGGACCGGCAAAACGCAAGCAUGAUGUUGGUGGGUGAUGUGCGGGACCGCAUCUGCAUUCUCGUCGACGACCUUCUCGAUACGGGCAACACCAUUACACGCGCUGCCAAGCUCUGCAAAAAGGAGGGUGCGACCAAGAUCUACGCCCUUCUGACCCACGGCGUCUUCAGCGGUGACGCUAUCAACCGCGUACAGGCAUCGGCCAUCGACAAGGUGGUUGUGACCAACUCGGUGCCUCAGGACAAGCACAAGGCGCUUCUUGGACCCAAGCUGGAUGUUCUGGAUAUCUCGCCCAUCUUUGCCGAGGCGAUCCGGCGCGUCCACCAUGGUGAAUCCAUCAGCGUCCUGUUUAAUCACGACUAAAUGCAUAACAAUUGGGGGGUAACCAAAAAGCAUCAUAUUACAUCAUGGGACUGGCGUUUUCUCUAUCUGUCCAUAUUUUUUUCCUUCUUUUCUUUCUCUUUAUUCCCUGGACAGUAUACACCAAAAAGACUAUUUGCAUUGGCGGCUCUCUGUAGGAUGUGUCCAUCGAGACCAUCCGUACAUGCGCGCAAAGCGACCCUCUCUGCCGUGUCCACGGGGCGGUAAUACCUGGCGUUUGGGUGGAGGUGGUUGAUCCGGGGAUUCCGGGGUAGAAACUGGCACUCUCCUUGCAAGACCUGAAAACAUGGGGCGGUUGCGUGUGCUUUUCUGAUUAGAGGUCCUGAAGAAAAGGGCAGGUUUCGGGGGGUCGUGAUCGUAACGACAAAGGUCGGUUUUGCUGAUAUUGCAAUAAACAACAAAAACGAGUGGAUUGGAUUGUCAGUUGGGUGAUCCCUGAUUGCCGCUAUGGGUAACCAGCAAUUCAAGCUCGUCGUCCCGUCAUGGGACAAAGCCAAGUAAAAAUACGGUGAGGUUUGUUCCAUCUAUACGUAACAAUCACAGGCAGUUUAUAAAUGAGAAUUGAUAUAUUACCUGAUGUAACUGAAA
This is a messenger RNA of Podospora bellae-mahoneyi, 2888 nucleotides long. Its product is annotated as ribose-phosphate pyrophosphokinase. Gene Ontology annotation, biological process: 5-phosphoribose 1-diphosphate biosynthetic process; purine nucleotide biosynthetic process; ribonucleoside monophosphate biosynthetic process. The record is from RefSeq and is a predicted model, not a curated record. Lineage: Eukaryota; Fungi; Ascomycota; Sordariomycetes; Sordariales; Podosporaceae. The transcript has 5 exons. Bases 966 to 2282 code for a protein of 438 amino acids. Gene Ontology annotation, molecular function: ribose phosphate diphosphokinase activity; magnesium ion binding. Gene Ontology annotation, cellular component: cytoplasm; ribose phosphate diphosphokinase complex.